Molecule: messenger RNA, 1151 nt
Organism: Amoebophrya sp. A120
Lineage: Eukaryota; Dinophyceae; Syndiniales; Amoebophryaceae
Source: the annotation of a GenBank genome assembly
CGAGAAGGGAGCUGUCCGAUCCGCCCGGGUUUUGAGCAAUCAGCCGCACGACAAGCGCGAAACUUUGCCCAGUCGCCCGCUGUAGAGUCUGGGGCGCGUGCGCUCGCCGCGUUGGUUGCUGGUUGGCGGAAGGCUUUUGCGUCAUACAAGGGGGCUGAGGCGUCGCACAAGGGUGCCAAGCAUGCCCGCAAAUCCAGGAACGCGCUCCGCAGCAAGAGGCAGCGACUUGCUGCCGCUCCGUGUCCAAGGAAGAGUGGGGGGCGGGCAGCAGACUGCGUGGCCCCGCUUGCGGGCCAAAGGCCGGAUGGAUGCAGAGGAUCGACGCACGUCUCGGCCAAUGGGCCGCGCCUGAAUUUCUCUGCGUGCAAAAACGGGGCGGAUUACCGACGUCGGGGACUGGGGCCGCGAUGUCACCGCGCAGAUUCUUAGUCGCGCGCCCGCCGCCCUUGCAGUGUUCGGGCAGCGCCGUCCGGCAUCCACUAUAGAGGGAUCGGGGGGCGCCUUCAAACGAGACGGGGGGCCGCGGAUUUGGUUCAGGGGAAAUCGGCGCGGCCGGGCAUUCGGCAAAGCCGGCGGAGCCCAAGUUCCCACCUGCCCCGGGGCUUGGCGGUCUGCCGCCUCCGGUUCCAGCUUCUUCGCCGGGCGGCUUGUCUCUGCCGGCCUCGUUUUCGGGCGGGCCGCUGCAGAAGCGGCCGCGGGGGAACGAUGCGGACCGAUGCCGGGUAGCUAUACAGAUCAACCCCCGGGGCGGGGGGCGCCGCUUCUUUGCCUGUCCACCCGCCCGGCUUCAAAAUACGAGGGGCCCCGCGCAGCAGCUACGUGGGGGCCCGUUCUUCCGCUGCCGCUCAGCAAUGCUCGCCCCAGGCGAAGGCGGCGCCGCUUAACUGUUUGGGCCCGGCCCGCGGCCCGAUGUGCUUGGCCCAAGGCCAGGCUGGGCCAGCCCACCUCCAGGGCUGGCUCACCUCCAGGCCGGCGGCGUUUACUGGUUGCGCGCGCGCCCGGCGGUUGCUGCGGCCCCGGCCGCGGCUUACCCUUCCUGCGCCCGCCCGCGGCUUUUCUGUGUCCCGGUACGUGGCCCGCAACGGAGGGAUGCGCUUCUUGCAGUAGGUUCAGUCUGCGCCCACUCCUGCCUUCAAUGCUUUGCUGAAAAG